Messenger RNA from Lytechinus pictus (painted urchin), 546 nucleotides. RefSeq names its product rhodopsin-like. Gene Ontology annotation, molecular function: G protein-coupled receptor activity. The transcript has 2 exons. The record is from RefSeq and is a predicted model, not a curated record. Gene Ontology annotation, cellular component: plasma membrane. Bases 1 to 546 code for a protein of 181 amino acids. Gene Ontology annotation, biological process: G protein-coupled receptor signaling pathway. Lineage: Eukaryota; Metazoa; Echinodermata; Echinoidea; Temnopleuroida; Toxopneustidae.
AUGACGCCGAACGUCACCGACAACGCUACGGUUCAACACCGGUUCAUGCACGACCUCGGGAGCCCUGCCCAGAUUGCCGAGAUCCUGACGCUGAGCGUCAUCCUAAUCGUAGCAUUAUCGGCAAAUAUCGUGGCUUUCACUACGAUCGUUCAGGAUAGGAAACUGAGGAGUAAUCCACAUAACCUUCUCGUACUGAACCUCAUAGUGAUGGAUUUGGGUAUCGCUGUCCUCAGCAUGACUUUCUCCAUGAUUUCAAUCUUUGAUGGCGGUCGGCUUCUCGAGGCUUUUCCAAUCUUAUGCAAGAUCAAUGGCUUUGGCGCUUCUAUGUGCACCAUAGGAAACUUCGCGACUGUCUUGUUCAUUUCAACUGACCGGUUAAUGGCGGUUGUUUGGUCUGCUCGCUAUCCGUCUUCCCGUAAGCGGGUAACCGUCAUGAUCGUCAUCAUCUGGAUCAUUUCGCUAUUGGUCGGCAUAGCACCGUUGACUGGUGAGAUUCUGCUUCUUUUGAUCCAUCAGACGAUGUACGGAAUUCUAAGAUUAUCAUAG